AUGUCUGACGACUGGAAGAAGAACUUACACAUCCCUGAGAGGGACACAAGACCUCAGACUGAGGAUGUGACCAAGACCAAGGGUAACUCGUUUGAAGACUUCUACCUCAGUAGGAAACUACUCAUGGGGAUCUUUGAAGCUGGUUUCGAGAAACCAAGUCCCAUCCAGGAGGAGUCCAUACCUGUGGCAUUGGCCGGCCGUGAUAUCCUUGCAAGAGCUAAGAACGGUACCGGUAAGACUGCUUCGUUUAUUAUUCCAACGUUGGAGAAAGUCAAACCAAAAGUGGAAAAGAUCCAGGCGUUGCUGUUACUCCCUACGAGAGAAUUGGCGUUGCAAACGUCGCAGGUUGUUAGAACAUUGGGUAAACAUUUGGAUAUCCAAUGUAUGGUGACAACAGGUGGUACCUCUCUCAGAGACGAUAUUGUUAGAUUGCAAGAGCCUGUCCACAUCCUUGUUGGUACACCAGGUCGUGUCUUGGACUUGGCCAGCAGACAGAUUGCUGACCUCUCAAGCUGUUCCAUCUUUGUCAUGGAUGAGGCGGACAAGAUGCUUUCUCAGGAGUUCCAGAGAGUAAUCAACCAAAUUCUUGCAUUCUUGCCAGAGAAGCACCAGUCUAUGUUGUUCUCUGCUACUUUCCCACUCACAAUCCAGAGCUUUAUUGCUCAAAAUUUGAAAAAUCCAUACGAAAUUAACUUGAUGGAUGAAUUGACCUUAAGGGGUAUCACCAAUUACUAUGCGUAUUUGGAGGAGAACCAGAAGUUGCACUGUUUGAACACUUUGUUUAGCAGAUUGCAAAUCAACCAAGCUAUCAUUUUCUGUAACUCUGCAAAGAGAGUUGAACUGUUGGCUAAAAAGGUUACAGAAUUGGGAUUCUCUUGUUACUAUUCGCAUGCGAGAAUGCCACAGGACGCUAGAAACAAAGUGUUCCACGAUUUCAGACAGGGCAAAGUUAGAAUCCUCGUUUGUUCCGAUUUGUUAACAAGAGGUAUUGAUAUUCAGGCUGUCAAUGUUGUCAUCAACUUUGAUUUCCCAAAGACUGCAGAGACUUAUUUACACAGAAUUGGUAGAUCCGGUAGAUAUGGACAUUUGGGUCUAGCCAUCGAUUUCAUCACUUGGAAUGACCGUGAGAACUUGUUCAGAGUGGAGAAAGAGCUUGGAAUUGAAAUUCCAAAGAUUCCAAACCAAAUUGACGAAUCCUUAUACGUUGCACAGAAUGCAAAAGCUGUGCCAAAGCCAUUCCCAAUUCAAGAAAUGCCAAAGGCAAACACUGAGGGAUUCGGUUAUAAAGGUCAACCUGGAGAGGUUGCUCAGACGCAAGCAGGUCAACAAGUUAACCAUACUCAACCACAACUUUCGAGUGCUUCACCUUCCAAUGGCUCUGCUACUCCAUCUCAAGUACCAGCUCAGCCAGUACCACAACAGUUUGUACAACAGCAACAACAGCAACAGGGCUACCCACCUCAAGGAUACCCUCAGCAAUAUCCAGCUCCGGGCUUCAUUCCGCAAGGAUAUCCACCACAGGGCUACCCUCAAGGCUACCCACAACAGAUGUAUAACCCUCAGGUCUUCCCUCAAGGUUACCCACAACAAAAGCAACCUGCUUCGCAAUGA
Messenger RNA from Williopsis jadinii, 1611 nucleotides. RefSeq names its product DEAD/DEAH box helicase. The transcript has a single exon. Gene Ontology annotation, biological process: cytoplasmic stress granule assembly; P-body assembly. The record is from RefSeq and is a predicted model, not a curated record. The coding region runs from base 1 to 1611 and encodes 536 amino acids. Gene Ontology annotation, molecular function: ATP binding; mRNA binding; RNA helicase activity. NCBI's taxonomy places the organism in Eukaryota, Fungi, Ascomycota, Saccharomycetes, Phaffomycetales, Wickerhamomycetaceae. Gene Ontology annotation, cellular component: P-body; cytoplasmic stress granule.